Neohortaea acidophila is the source of this 1098-nucleotide messenger RNA. RefSeq lists its product as uncharacterized. The annotation marks the transcript as partial. NCBI's taxonomy places the organism in Eukaryota, Fungi, Ascomycota, Dothideomycetes, Mycosphaerellales, Teratosphaeriaceae. The transcript has a single exon. The record is from RefSeq and is a predicted model, not a curated record.
CGAUACUUUGACGACCGAGACAUGCAAGAAAGCCCCCGAUCUUCACAAGAAACAUAUGCAUCGACGGUCGAAAGCGAGGCAGAGCCGGUGAAACAGACAACCGAAUACGAUGUCCCCGACUUUGCAGCGCAACCUCGUGUGGGCGCAUCAAACGUGCUCGAGGCUACUCCGGCAGACUUCUCGGAACUCUUCCCCUCAAGCAGACGCUUAAUCAUCCAUCAUGACGACACGACCCUCGAUGGCAACAUGAAUUUAAGAAUUGAUACGGGACUGCAUGUUGGAGCAAAGCGACUCGAGAUGACCCUGUUCCACUUGCGCAUGCAUGACCUCAAGAACCGCCAGUUCUCCCUGCGACGAUAUUGUAGGGAUUCCGGCCGCGAAGUGUGCCACUCUUCCCGAAAACCAGCAACCCACAAACGGCCCGGGUUUCAGCGAUCACUCAGCAAUGCGCUGAAUAGUAUGCGGCCCAAACCCGACAGCAAGAGUUCCACAAGUCCCAAUCUCGCCGGUCUCGCGCGGCAUGAUUCUGGCUAUGGCUCUAUGCACUCCAUGGAUCUGAAUGAAGAAGCUCGGCCAGUAUCCGCAGGACAGGAUUCCAACAACCAAGAGCUUUCAUCCAGCCACAUCGUCAAGCUGGAAUUUUCGAACUACGCUCAUGUAGAGAUCAAGCGCGCAGGCACUUCCACUGUCAAGUACGAGUUCGAGUACUGGGGCGUCCACUACACGUGGAAGCGGGUGGUGAAGAAGCUCAGUCACGCCAAAGAAACCUCCUUCCAACUGAAAAGAGACGGAUGCGAGAGCGUGCUCGCCAAGAUUGUACCCACUGCCCUCACUCCGCGACAAACCGAAGAAGAGCAAGACAAAGGCGGCUGGAUUCCACCUUGUUCCUUGCGCAUCGAAGACGACAACAUCCUCCGCUCCAUGAAAGAUGUCUCGGAUGUUGUCGUCGCAACUGGGCUGAUGGCUCUCGUUGACGAUGCGAUUCGGUCACGCUUCCAUUCCAGGACCGAGAGGCAGCUGCUCGUGCCCCUUCCAAAGGGCUCGAUGGAGCUGGACUACAUCAGCCCAAAGAAGCUGAUUGGCGACAUGUUCAACCGG